GUGUUUAUCAAGUGACGAUUUGCACAGAUGCCCCAUGCGGUGGUGCCUCAUGGACAACGUCGUCUCGGUGGCCCUUUGAGCGACGAGACAGUCCGUGUUUUCAACGUCCUCGCGACGGCGCCGCUCCGCCAGAAGCUCCAACGGCUCGAAGCUGACGGCGCCCAGGCGACGCACCACGAUACGAACGCCGCCGAUGGCGAGACAAAGCGCCACGAGGAGAUAAACCGCCUUCGAGGCGAGCUUGUUGCGAUGUCGGUGACCCCUUCCGGAGCUAUUUCGACGGCAGGGCUUGCAAUCGUGUGCAAGGAGCUGCAGCUGGCCUUGACCAAAGCCGAAAUCGAGCGCGUGAUCUGGGAGGUCGACGAAGACAUGGACGGACGCAUCUCGUUUGCUGAGUUUUCUGCCAUGCUCGAACGCUGCAGUCGGGACAAGCACGGUCUUGAACCGUGCCAAUUGAUUCCGCUGGUCGAGUUCCUCUCUUGCGACCCGAGCGCAACGCCACACCGCGUCUCACUCGACGAGCUCUGCAAGCGCCGUCUUCGGCGAAGUGCUACCGUGGAACUCGAGAAGCGCCUUAGGACGCUCGACACGCAUGGCGACAAUUCAAUCUCGCUGCAGAUGUACUGGGAUACCAUCAACGCUGACGUGCCCAAGCCCGUCACCUAGAAUCGAGUUGACGAUGGUGCGUGCGUUAAACGAGUA
Molecule: messenger RNA, 702 nt
Organism: Saprolegnia parasitica CBS 223.65
Lineage: Eukaryota; Oomycota; Saprolegniomycetes; Saprolegniales; Saprolegniaceae
Exons: 3
Coding region: 28-666 (212 amino acids)
Molecular function (GO): calcium ion binding
Source: RefSeq, a predicted model, not a curated record